Messenger RNA from Trypanosoma grayi, 555 nucleotides. RefSeq lists its product as hypothetical. The record is from RefSeq and is a predicted model, not a curated record. The transcript has a single exon. NCBI's taxonomy places the organism in Eukaryota, Euglenozoa, Kinetoplastea, Trypanosomatida, Trypanosomatidae. The coding region runs from base 1 to 555 and encodes 184 amino acids.
AUGCUCUGCUCUUGUGUCAUGCCCACUCUUCAGGCGGCGUCGGUGGGCGUCGGCAGGCGUGUGGCUCCUUUGGAGCACCUCAGAGGCGCCGGAAGCCACCACUUCGACUUUCCACAGAUGACAUGCCGAACAGCACAGCAGCGCGGUUCACGUAUGGUGCAGGACCAUGCCGAGCAUCGCCGCAAUUCCCUUUCCAUUUGUUGUCUUCUACGCGCAGAGCUUGCCUCAUUCUUCAAAUCAACACGCAGGGACGGUACAGGCAGGGGACAUAGCACCAGAGGCCGAGUGCAGCAGGCCCUGGCCCAUCCUCCCCCUCCCACAGACAUCCGAGAGAGACCUGCACACAUUGGCCUGCAAGGCCGGUGCAACACGCCACCAUGCCCCUCCGACGCAUCAGUUGCUGCAGCGAUGGGCCCACAAACCGCAUGGGACCCGUUCCUCAAAUCCACACCACACAACCACCCACAUACAGCCGCAACACCAUGGGUGCCGUGCGAUCACGUUUAUCCUCCAAUAGAUCCUUUUGUUUUGUUCGGUUGGGAACUUUGCAUCUGA